Molecule: messenger RNA, 1093 nt
Organism: Helianthus annuus (common sunflower)
Lineage: Eukaryota; Viridiplantae; Streptophyta; Magnoliopsida; Asterales; Asteraceae
Product: protein FANTASTIC FOUR 1
Exons: 1
Coding region: 139-933 (264 amino acids)
Source: RefSeq, a predicted model, not a curated record
UCUCCUUUCAUGCCAUAACCACACUUCACUUCACUUCCCACAAAAUCUUGUUUGAUUUCCAUUUUCCACCCUUUAAUUGUUUCAAAAGGGUGUUUAACUUCAACUUUCUUGAUUUUCCAACUCUUUUUUAUAACUAUAAUGGCUUCUAUUGGGUUGAGUUUUCUUAAAGUUCUUGAGAACCCAUCAAUGGGUUGCAAGAAUCUUGAAGAAAAAGAACAAGUUUAUGUUCAUCCAAUGGUGAAACGGUCCGCAUCGGCAUUGAGUAGCAAGAGUUUAGAGAUGUGUACGGAGAGUUUAGGAAGUGAAACCGGAAGUGAUGUUAGUGAAAGUGGUGAUGAGUUUUGUCCAAUAAUUUCAUUGGAGGAAAGGGAGAGAUUGAGGGCAAUUCAAAAGUCAAAGUACCAGAAUUUUGGCCGGAAAGUUCGCCGGAAUGACUUUCCGCCACCUUUGACCUCCAUCAGCGGCUCCGAUGGGGCGGUCAAAGUCAACCACCAUAGGGAAGGUGGGAGGUUGGUUAUAAAGGCUGUGAGCUUUUCUAACUGCGGUACAAGCUUUCAAACGGAACGUACUAAUGGGCGACUUAGGCUUUCAUUGUUGAGGGACCGUUCGAUAGUUUAUGAAAGUGAAGGGGUUGAAAUGGAAAAUUAUGAAAACGAAAGGGUUGAAAUGGAAAAUUAUGAAAAUGAAAGGGUUGAAAUGGAAAAUUACGAGGAAGGUGGUGAAGUAGAAUAUGAGGAAGAGGAGGAGGCGGUGGCCGCAGAGGAGGAAGAAGAGGAGGGUGGUAGCGAUGGCGGUUGGCGUUGGGAUAUGGGCGAAAACCAAUGGCGAAUGGCCGGAAAAAGAGAGGUGAAAAUGCUAACAAGGUGCAAGGAGGGUGGCAAUGGAAACAAAGUGUUUACAAAUUGGGGUUCCUCUUGGGUGACAAUUUCUUGAAGAUUUUUUUUUUUUUUUAAUAACUAUUGUGAUCUAAAGAAUUUUCAUAUUCUCGAUUAUUAUUGUGAUUUAAUGGUUUUUUUUUCCUUCUAAUUUUAUGACUGUUUUUGAUAUCCUACUUAUAGGAUAUUUCUAAUAUAAUUGGUCGUUAUUAUGGUUA